Pyrenophora tritici-repentis Pt-1C-BFP is the source of this 639-nucleotide messenger RNA. RefSeq lists its product as uncharacterized. Lineage: Eukaryota; Fungi; Ascomycota; Dothideomycetes; Pleosporales; Pleosporaceae. The record is from RefSeq and is a predicted model, not a curated record.
AUGGCUUCCUCUACGGAUAUUGUGGAUAUGUUGGUAUACCAUCCCCACGACCUACUAAUCGCCAAGUACUUCCCAGAUGAAGAUCUUCCUUCCCAAUACGAAGAUAUUUGGGCAUUCAGCAUGAUGUAUGUAAACGCACGCUACUUCGAACGAAUGCAAGACUCUCCGCCCUGCGUUCCCUGGCCACUGCCACCUCCGCGGCCACGCGAAUCUCUCGAACCAGGUGUAGAGGAGUGGCGGAGUAUAGCACUGGAUGCAAUUGAUGCGCGCCUAAGCCUAUAUACAUUUGGCGUCACCACACCACGCACGCAAACAACAAGCGCAGAAGAGGUCCAAAAGUCAUCCGCUUCAGAUCAUGCUGUCCACCGCGCUCUUCGCAUUCCUGAGCUGCUCGAGGCCAUCCUUCGACAUGCGACACACAAAGCGCAAUAUACUGCCUGGAACGCUGACAAAAAGGAUUGGACCGACUUCACCACCCCGGGACAGAAGCAGCGAGCCUGGACUGACCAAGACUUUCCAAAAUUUAUGGUAUUUCUGGAACAGACCGGUAGUGAUUCUGGAUCGACGGUAAACCGAGUCUUUGGUCGUGGUGAGGAAUUCCAUGUCAGGUGCGAAAGCGAGUGGUACACCACUUCUUGA